Perca fluviatilis (European perch) is the source of this 4858-nucleotide messenger RNA. It is a transcript of the gene kank2, whose product is annotated as KN motif and ankyrin repeat domains 2. Gene Ontology annotation, biological process: negative regulation of actin filament polymerization; negative regulation of intracellular estrogen receptor signaling pathway; negative regulation of transcription by RNA polymerase II. The transcript is spliced from 13 exons. Gene Ontology annotation, cellular component: cytoplasm. Gene Ontology annotation, molecular function: protein binding. Lineage: Eukaryota; Metazoa; Chordata; Actinopteri; Perciformes; Percidae. The record is from RefSeq and is a predicted model, not a curated record. The coding region runs from base 222 to 3368 and encodes 1048 amino acids.
GCGAGCAGCAUCUUGGCUGCAGUGUUUUUGUCUCUCUGUCAGUGUGAGCGCUCCUGGGCCGAGGCGGCUGAAAGGAUUUCUAGAGGGCAGGUGCUGACUGUAAGAGUGCAAGAAAAGGAAGAGAGAGCAAGGAGCCUGGGGAGUAGAGAUCCCAUCCUUGCAGCGCAAGCAGCUGGUGAGAGUUGUUGGGUGACUGUUUGAAUAGCAGCCCCAGGCUCAUUAUGGCUCAGGUGCUUCAUAUGGACCCCGGCUUCCCAGGGAAACUCAACCCGCCUGCUCCCCCUUCCCUGCAUGGCAAAGAACAGGAGGCGGCGCCCUACUCAGUGGAGACCCCCUAUGGCUACCGUUUGGACCUAGACUUUCUCAAAUAUGUUAACGACAUAGAGAAGGGAAACACUAUCAAGAAGGUGCCUAUCCAACGCCGGCCACGCUAUGGCUCCCUGCCCCGUGGCUAUGGCUACACCGGCUCCUGGUGGACCUCCACAGAGUCUCUUUGCUCCAACACCAGCAUGGACAGCCGACACUCCUCCUUCUCCUACUGUGCCCCAGGCUACCACACGUCGCAGAGGCCCAGCUUCAGCUCUGCCCGGGUGGAGAAGACCCUGUUGGAUGCACGCAGGAAGCUGGAGGAGGAGAAAGAGGGCCGCAGAUUCUCCAACCUGGGCAACCUGGGCAGCAUGCACAGCAGCAUCGCAGGCUCUAACACCUCUCUCAGCAGUGCACACAGCUUUAACCGAGCCCAUGGUGGGGGCGGAUCCUUUACCCCAUUGAGUUCUGGCCUGUCCACCCCAGUGACCCCAACACCAGCACACCUGCAGCACGUCAGGGAGCAGAUGGCUGCAGCCCUCAGGAAGAUAAGGGAGCUUGAGGAGCAGGUGAAGACCAUCCCUGUGCUGCAGGUCAAAAUCUCUGUCCUGCAGGAGGAGAAACGGCAACUCAGCGUCCAGCUGAAGAGCCAGAAGUUCCUGGGUCAUAGUCUGAGUUUCAACCGAGGUCGUUCCAGAGGAGAGCUCUACAUCGACAUCCCUGAAGAAGAUGUGAGCACUGGAGCUAAGAGCAGCAAAAGGUCUGCAGGGCCACUGUCUCCCACCACACCCGAGGGCUCCAAGCUUCAAGACUCAGGGUGUGAGAUUGAGGACACAGUGAUUGUGGGUGGAGCGCGACCAGAUGCGAAGCGGGAAGUGCGCACCAUUGGAGUGGGACCAGAGAACGUGAGGGGCGGUCGUGAGGUUGGAGUCGGCGUUCGGGAGGAGGAUCUGGGGCUGCUGCCAGAGACAGAGGCUCUUAAGAAUCAAGUGGGUCAACUUGAGGUCCAGCUAAAGAGGACGGUGCAGGAACUGCAGGAAUGCCAACAGCAGGUUGCAGCAGUCCAGAAGGCCCCUCGGGCAGAGCAUCCAGUCAUGGCUACCAGCGUGGGCUGGCAGGAGCCACAAGGCUGCAGCUUGCACACUCUGGUCAGUUUCACACAACUGCCCCAACAGAGGGAACAGAGAACUGUGGGAAUCCAGGUGUACACACUGGAGCAACCUACUGUCGUGGAGGUGGGCACACUGCUCCGAGCAGAGACCUGCAGCUCCCCCUACCUUCAACCAGCUGGUGGAGUCGGGGAGGGCCACAGAGGACAAGCUGAAGAUGUUCCAGUUGAGUUUCCGAUUGCAGUCAGCUCGAAGCAGGUGCGUGACAUCCUAAAGAGCGAGUUGUCCACUUCGGUACCUGUAGCUAAUCCUGCCAUUGCAGUAAGCACGUCUGGUAAUCAGAUUGGUUUGUUGCAUUCAAAAGAAGAAGAGACACACCUGCAUACAUCCACAGAGACUGUUCAGUCACAAGAAGGCCCUAAGACAGCCUCAUCUCCCCAGUCUUCUCUGAGGUCCAUCAUGAAGCGGAAAGCAGAAGGUGAACCAGGAUCUCCCUCUACAAAGAAGAACCUACAGUUCAUUGGAGUCAAUGGAGGCUACGAGUCCACAUCAUCAGACGAUAGCAGCAGCGAAAGCUCAGAUGAGGGGAGUGAUUCCAGCGAAUAUCAUGAAGCCAAAGAAAAACUACCAGAGUCAGCAGUCCAGCUCAAGCAAAUAACCCACAGCAAGGCUUCCCAACCUCCAGAAAGCAACAGUGUACCUCAACAGACUGCUGUCAAACUUCCAGUCGUCAUUCCAGACUCACAGCAGAGUCCCAACCAGUCUGCAACUGUAGACACUAGACUGCCAGACAAAGCCCCCGGGUCACCAGCAACGGACGCUGCCUUCGACUCCAUUUUAACUCCUCCAUGCCCAUCAAACGAUGCUGCCUCUAAAGAGACUGUCAAUCAGUCAUCAGAAAAACUCACAGUCACCCAGGAGAUCACCUCCACAAUAUCAAGCACUGAAUCCACUCCUGAACAAAGCUCCAUAACAUCCUCAGCUACCUGUACUUCAUCGCUGUGUGUCACUGAAACCACUGAGAUUACUAAGCAGAAAUACACCGUCCAGUCAGAAACAACUGUCCUCUCCAGUCAAUCGGAGCCAAACCUGGCAGCGGAAAGCCUCGCAAAUGACACUGCCACAACACCGACCAAGCAAGUCAGACUGGACCUGAGUGACAGCCUGAUGUCAGCUCUUCAUGCCCUGCAGAAAGCCCUGGGGGAACCCAAUGCUUUCAGCCAACAAGGAGCAAGGGCAGCCUACACCACGGUGCUGCAGGAGUGGCUGCGCGUGUCCUGUCACAAAGCAGCGGACACAACUGUUGUCAAGGCCUAUAUGAACACCUUCGACUUAGUCUCCCCUCAGCUGCUGGAGUUUGUGAUCAACAUGGCAGAUGGCAACGGGAAUACAGCGCUUCACUACACCGUCUCCCAUUCCAACUUCCCCGUGGUGAAACUGCUGCUGGACACCGGCCUGUGUAAUGCUGACAAGCAGAAUAAAGCGGGCUACACGGCCAUCAUGCUGACAGCUCUGGCCGCCUUCCACUCUGACAAUGACCUGCAAACCGUCCUGCAGCUCCUGCGCACAGGGGACGUCAACGCCAAGGCCAGCCAGGCCGGUCAGACGGCGCUAAUGCUAGCAGUCAGCCACGGUCGAGGGGACAUGGUGCGGGCGCUGCUGUCCUGCGGGGCACAGGUCAACAUCCGUGAUGACGACGGCUCCACAGCGCUCAUGUGUGCCUGUGAACACGGUCACGUGGACAUUGUGCGCCAGCUACUGUCUGUGCCGGGCUGUGAUGCCACUCUCACUGACAAUGACGGCAGCACUGCUCUGUCCAUAGCCCUGGAGGCCAGCCAGAACGACAUUGCUGUGCUUUUGUAUGCUCACCUCAACUUUGCGAAGCCUCCUUCCCCUGUUUCACCGAAGUCUCCUCUCUUGGGUUCCUCUCCUCCUGCCGGUGAAACAAAAUAAAGCCUGCUUCAGCCACUCCACAGUACCUACUCAUAUAACAAUGUGAUUUUUUUUUUUCAUCUGUGUACUUACCAGAAACUUUAAUUAAUUAAUUAAUUUGUGUGUGCGUUUGUUUUCACCCUCCAUAAUUUAAGUACAUUAUAGUGUGCAGAUAAUUACAUGAUAGCUUGCACCGUUGUUAUCCAUUGCUCUUUGUACACUGUGGUCUUUUUUAAUCACAGUGGUGGUUAAAACAUGGAUUUCUUUGUCUUUGUAUGUGUGUGUGGUACUAUCUGAAAAGUCCAGUCUUGCAGUGAUCCAGUUGUCAGCACUGUUUUUAGUGGCACUUAUAAGUCAAAACUGUUAAUUUGAUUAAUUUCACAGUUCAUUAUUAUACACUUGUUGUUUUAUUCCAUGUGAAUUUCAUAUUAGUUGAUUUAUAGAGCGAUGUGUUUUCAUUGUAAUGCGUACAAUAGCUCUUACACAGUAGCAUCAUUAUGUGUGUGUGACCAUCGCAGUCAUUUGGAAUAACAAAAGCCACCCCUCUCAUGGAUAAGUGUCCUUACAUCAAGUAGCUAAUUGGUGCUACAAAAAUGUAAUACAGAAAACACAACUUCAACAGUAUAUCAAUAUUUAUACACAUGGUUUAUUUACUCUAGAGUAUUUUUGAUAUUGAUUUUUUAAAUGUUGACUAAAUUCAGGACCUCCAAGGAUUACAAUUUUUAUUUCACAAGCAAUGGUUACCUUAUUACACCUUUUUAACCAGAGGAAAAAAUAUUAUUUUAUGUGUUGCCACAUUUCCCAAAAUGUACCCAAAGAUGUAUCUCUCCUAUCAGCUCUGUGACACUGUAUGUGUGGUGAUAGUAUUAGCAGAGGCAUAGCAUCAGUGUGAAGAAGGAAAGAGGUCAACAUUAUUCUCUGAAGGCUACGGUACUAUGGUCUUUGUAUUUUUAUACGUGAAGGUAUUUUGGAUGGAAAAGAUGGAAAGAUUAGAGUGUAUCUGUGUUUGUAAUAUUCUGUGUUUAUAAGAUUUAACAAGACUUGGUUGAGAAAUGACUGAAAGCACUGGUGUAGCCACCUCUGCUGUAGUCAGAAGUUUUGUCAGGGAACCAGAAAGUGACUGAUUGGGGUCUUUAAAGGAUGUGCCGUGUAAGAUGUGAAUAUCAAAAUAAUAUAUGUCAAUAUAAACUGGUAGUUAUUAUGCCUUGAACAAAAGUUCAUAGACUAUUGAUGUCAAAAUUUCUAUUACUUUUUAAAGACUUUUUCACGAUUUUCAUAUUCUCUUUUAAGCAAUUGAAAUUUUAUAAACUAAACACUUUUUUUAUUUAAUUAUCUAUCUUUUUAUACAUUUAGAUUUUUUAAGCUCACACCUACUUUAUGUAAUCGCAAAGCUCUUUAGUUUAUGUUUUAUGAAGGUUUAUGUAAAAUUCUAGAUUGUCUUUCUCCUCUUCUAAUUUGUGCAUUUUGGAAAACCAAUGAAUUAAUAAAUGUGGACCACACUGUUUCUAUUG